AUGUCUGACCGGAUCUUCUAUAUUAACUCUAACAUGUCUUCUGUCCCCUGGGAGGGCAGCACAGCAGCUGCUGUGCCUCCUAUUUCUCCUCCCACACCUGGUUACUACCAUGUCCUCUACCGAGGAUGUGGAGAAACCCAUGUGGGCUGGCAUGGGGAGACGUACUGCCUGGUAGGAGGCUACCGGCUCUAAGGGGAUGCUCCUGUGGCUACCCCAGCAAAGGCAGAAGCAGAGAAGCCAGGCCCCAGGCGGGGUCUCAAGAGACACCGAGCUCUGGCAGAGUUAGACGAAGACCCAGGCUGCUCUGGCCCCAAAAUUCGGCGUUUACACCAUGGUGGCAGGAGGCUGACCCCCCAGAAGCUUGCUGGCUGA
Messenger RNA from Choloepus didactylus (southern two-toed sloth), 372 nucleotides. RefSeq names its product DPEP2 neighbor (gene DPEP2NB). The transcript has 3 exons. Lineage: Eukaryota; Metazoa; Chordata; Mammalia; Pilosa; Megalonychidae. The record is from RefSeq and is a predicted model, not a curated record.